AUGCUGUCCACUCCUGCUGACCUCCAGACCUUUGGAUCUCCGGACCUUUGGAUCUCCGGACAUCUUACCCUUCGGAUAUCAAAACCUUUGGACAUUAUGGCGCAACCUUCAGACAUCCUGUCCUCUGGACCACUCCUCCUAUCUGAUCCUGCUUUGGACUCUGUCCCUUGCAGUCUCUCCUCCAUGUGCUUCCAUCCAGGAAGCUUACCUUCAGAAGUCUUAUCUUCGGACCCUAUGCAGCAGGUUCCUGUGCUCAUCCAGAAGUCCUCCAGCACUCCAUCAGAGUAG
Suillus subalutaceus is the source of this 288-nucleotide messenger RNA. RefSeq lists its product as uncharacterized. The transcript has 3 exons. Bases 1 to 288 code for a protein of 95 amino acids. NCBI's taxonomy places the organism in Eukaryota, Fungi, Basidiomycota, Agaricomycetes, Boletales, Suillaceae. The record is from RefSeq and is a predicted model, not a curated record.